GUAGCAAGACCGUCCAAUUGCCUUUUCGAGUGAUAGCCACCUCUGUUGAGAUUAAACUUUUGUCACUUCACCUUCGGCAGUUCACCCACAAGAAUCAUUGAAAAAAAAAAUUAAAGAAGAGCGGGAUAGUACUAAAUUCGCAUGAAGCCUUUAUAUUUGGUCGUUUCUGUCACACAAACACUGCACGGGAUAGGAAAUGAUCUUCGCACUACCAAUAAUGCAAUAGGAUUAUCGUAUCACAAGAUUGCAAUCAUUAUUACUYCAUUGCAAAAGCGAUGUCCUCAAUCGCCGAGCACAAUGACGACGCCAAUUUUCUAUCGUUACUCUGCAAACAAAGAGAGAUAUUGAAACGACUCAACAUAGAAAAGAGUAGAUCAACAAAUAAGCGUCAUGAUAUUAAAAUAGCGCAUCGGAUAGAUAACAAUUCUGCUGAAAGAAAUGUCAUAACAUCGAUGAAUCGUGGAUCUCUUGAAUCUACUGGACCGGUUCGAUCAAUGAAUCAACCAACCAUAGAACAGUGUCAGGAUCAUUUUCAAAAUCAGGAGUUUUCACACAGAAGGAAAAUCCGAAGGCUUUUCGGAGGGUUCAGUUUUCAGUAUCGGACGCUACCAAUCUCCCCUGAUUUUUCUUCGAGAGAUUGUAUCGGAGAUAUGGACAGGAUGGAGAGAAUAAUGGCAGCUAAAGCCAAUCACAUGUGGGUUGAAGGAGAUGCUGCAAACUGCCAAACCAAAGUUGGGAGGCAAAAUAGCCUUGAUCGAUUGCUUUCGCAUUCAUUGGUCCUUGAUGCAAAUUCUUUUAGAUCAAAUAAGCCAAUUCCGCCCCAAUCUUCCAACAACCGUGGCAAUAAAUUCACGAAACGUGAACUGUUUGCGAUAGCAAAAACGCCACAACAAGAUUACAUCAGAGAAGAGCGAUUGAAUCCCAGUUGCAAUAUUUUGGCUCUCAGAAACGAAUUCGAGAAAUUUGCUUUGGCUAUGGAAAAAAGCGCGAAAAGUCAGCAAGAUAUUCAUAAAUGGGAUAGAAUGAUGGGUUUGAAAAGGUCCCAUAGUAAGACUAUGCGAUUAUCGAUGCGAUCACGUAGCAAACUAAAGGAAAUAUUUUUGACACGAAGUAGAGAAAUGGGAAAAAAUAAGCGAUGGUAAUGCACGAUGCGAGUCAUGUAUCAGCCACAACCGGAACCUCGUGAGUGGUCUUCAUUGAAAUAAUCGAGACCAGUGCCACUAUGGUACCAGUCAUUUUAAUAGUGGGUUAACCGAAAAAGCCUACCCUACAGACCUAAAUUGGUGAUUCCUGUUAUUCUAAAUACWACGUACAUAUGAUAGACUGACAGACCAAAAGAUUAUUACAUGUGAUUCUAGCUUUAGCAUAUUUUGUG
This is a messenger RNA of Pseudo-nitzschia multistriata, 1375 nucleotides long. The record is from the annotation of a GenBank genome assembly. NCBI's taxonomy places the organism in Eukaryota, Bacillariophyta, Bacillariophyceae, Bacillariales, Bacillariaceae.